AUGGCAUCACCCCCAGCACGUGUGGAUCCGAAUAAUGUGCAAGAUUCACUUGAUUCAACAAUGCCAUGGAUAGGCAUGUACAUUGCAGCAGCUUCUGCUGUCUGCACACUUUCAAUGGCGGCAGAUGCUUUCAUUGGCUUCCGAAGCAAGAAGUAUUGGCUCCCGUGUAAGUAUUUCUCUCUCAACGCUUUCUCCCUCACACUGUUAGCAGUAGCCAUGAAACUACCCGUCGAUCUAACAAGCUUGGAAACAACCAGCAAGGAGAAACAAACUAGGAUUAGCAGCCUCGUUUUGAUGUCGACUGCCAUGAGUAAUUUCAUGACAUCUUUGGGUUCCAUGGACAAUAAUGAGAUUUUACUAAACAUGGCAGCUUUAGGCAUUCUUGUCAUCACUAUUGCUGGAAACAUAUGCAUUCAUCUUGUUCAGAUGCGUAGCUUUCAAUAUAUGUUAUAUGUAUUGCUGCCUCAACAGGUUACAUCAGCUGUCAUAAUGCUCCUCUUUCUCGUGAUGUUAUGUUGUAUGUCGUUGAUGAUUCCGGGAGCUAAGAGAUACAUAGAUUUGAAGUAUAAUGAAAUGCACAAAUCGGUUUCGAAUAGACAAGUAGAGUGGGGAAGGUUUAGUCGUGAUGAACUUGAAAAUAUGGUGAAAGGGUAUUGGGUGAUGGCUGCAACUAGCAGCCCUCAGUUUGUUCUGGCAAGGUCUGCCAUUUCUUCUAUAUCCGGACUCUUGUGUGUUUUCACAGCUCUAUUUUUGGUACAAGCAUGGUUUGUAAAAUAUGGUUCGAGCAUGGAUACCGACAGUACCAACAAUACCGGUCCCAUCGUUUCUACUGUGUUUCUUACUUCGGAUUAUGGAUGGUCCGUCAACUGGAUUUUAAUCAUUCAGUCCCUUGGAGUGGCAAUGGGAACUAUUGCUCCUCUGUUGAGAUGGUUUGCUGCUUCGUGGUUCAAGAUUUAUGAGAUGGAGCGAACGAGCUUAGGAGAUGAACUCAUGGUUGAAAAUUACUGGACUUGGAGGCUGGUAGAAUGGAGAGACAGAUUGAUUCCGUUUCAAGUUCAAAACCGCGUAAGCAAGAAGCUACUUCGUGAUGCAGUCGGAUUUGUUCUGAAUUUCUGCAUUGGAGUUCAGAUUCUCUUUGUUUCAGCUGGAAAACUAGUUAUAUUCCUGUCUGCAAGGUUUGGUAGUUCAGUUUUAAGGGUGGGAAGAUCUGAAUCAAGUGAUGGAACACAAGUGGAUUUUAGGCAAUAUGUUCUUCUACUUGAAGGGGAGCCACAGUUGCCUACUAAAGUCCUCGAGAACAUAUGCAACGAGGCGGAUAGACUGAUAAAGACAGGCGAAAAGAAGCAGCCCAAGAAUCUGAUCCAACUUCUAAAGAGAUCUUCAAAAUUCGAUGGGGUGGGACGAUUUGACAGCAGCCAAGUUCCAAGUUUGCAUUCUCAAGAGCCUCCAAAUUGCUGGUCUCUGCCCGUGGUGACUUUGACGACAAUUUCAGUCGCUCUUCUCAACGUUGCAGAUGAUAAGGCUAAACAGUUAUUGGCUAGUGUUAGCGAGGGCUUGUCCAUUGUGAAGCUCAUUGAGGAAACUCUAGACAGAUCCGGGGAGUUAGAAAACAUCAGAAAAGCAGCCGUCGUGGUUUGGGAUGGAGUUGAAUUGUACAAAAGAUGGGAUGAGACAGAUUUGAAGAGCACGAGAGUGAGAGGCACAACGCAGAAGGAAACACUGCAAAAUCUUUCUAACAUGGCAGAAAAGAUUGUGACAGAUUUUACGGCUCAAACGAGAGAUAUUCUAAUGCAGAAUCCUGUAAACUGGCCUGAUAGAGUUAUAGCGGCUAACUCAAUGUACAGGAUUGCUCAAACGAUCUUGGUAGGAUUGGGAGAAGGAGAACACCAUGAUGGUGAUGAGCUAUUUGAGGGUGUAUCCAUGACCAUCUCGGAUAUACUAGCAGCGUGCCUCACCAAUCUAGUGCAGGUCAUAACAUUGAACUGUCACAAAAACAACAUCAAAGAAAGGGAAGAAAGUAUGAGGCGAGCAGCCAUUCUUCUUGGCGAGAGCAAAGAGAUUUUUGAAAUUCUGCAGCAGCGUGAGCUUCCGAGUUUAGAUGAGGAGAAAGCUGCUAAGAUAGACGAGUGGAUGGCAUCCAUUGCACUGGAUAAUGAAAAUCCUUUGGCCUCUGCUUCAGCAUCAUCAAGUGACACUUCAACAGCAAUGUUGUAG
Messenger RNA from Salvia splendens (bonfire salvia), 2214 nucleotides. RefSeq lists its product as uncharacterized. The record is from RefSeq and is a predicted model, not a curated record. Lineage: Eukaryota; Viridiplantae; Streptophyta; Magnoliopsida; Lamiales; Lamiaceae. Bases 1 to 2214 code for a protein of 737 amino acids. The transcript has a single exon.